AUGGAGCACUCUGCCGCCUCUCCUUCGCGCGCUGUCUCGCCUCGCGGCAGCAGCAACAGCAAAUCACCUCCGCGCGAGAAGCGCAAGCUCGAGUCCUUUGUCGCCGAGUCUGGCGAGACGUGGGAGUUCACCGAACGACCCGUCAAGAAGCCCCGUUCGUCCGGGCCUGGCAGUAACACCAGCACCAUCGCCUCGGGGUCGCCUCCCCUCACCCAAAGGCCAUCUAUCUCAGCAACCUCGCCGACCCGCGGCAAGCGGUCUCGCGACCCGUCGGACCAGGAUGCCGACGCUCAGCCCCCUUCGCCCAAGAGGCGCAUGACUUCGGUCAAUGACCUCGACGGUGACCACGCAGCUGCCCUUCGCAGGGCUGACUGGCUAAGGUCUUCUCGCAGCAGAAGACAGGGGGUUGCAGCAAGUAGAUCCCGUUCUCUUUCGCAAAGCGGGCUACUCGGUGAGUUCAACGCGGGCUCUGGCGCAGGUCAGAGUGCCGGCUACGUGGAGUUGGAGGAGUUGGAGGAGCUGCCCGACUACGAGAGUGACGAAGACCUCGGCCAGCAUGCCGACAACACCCCUGAACAAGUGGCAUCGUUCGGGGUGCCUGCCAUGACCCUGCCUCCCGCCAGUUCCUUCCAGGAGGGUCAGGAGUCGAGAAUGCCUGCGGUGGCAUCAAUCGAGACCGACUCGGGCAAGAAGCACCCAACAGGCCUGUUGUCUGGUCAUCUCUGGACCCCCGACUGGUCUCUGAAAGUCGCUCUCCGAGUCCCCAGCGGUAGUGAGAGCGAGGUCGACAGCCCCCAACUGCUCCGAAGCAAGUUCGGUGGUUUCGCUCAAGCUGCCGCAACAAUUCGACAUCGUUCCGAAGCCCAGCAGCAAUUAGCGAGGGAGCCUGGAUAUACCAGUACCUCAGCCAGCGGACCCGGCCUUGUCGCAGCCGUGGGUACCGCCACUACCAGCACCAAGGGCCGUCUCUCGCCGAUCAGAGAGUCCAGUGCUGAGAUUGUGCAAGCCAUCAAGCUUCAGAGCACUCCGUCUCCAGUCUCCGAGUCUCAUGAUAUCAACGCGACAAUUCCGCCAAUGUUUGAGCUCUCACCAUCAGCAGAGCAAUUACCUACAAUGUCUCCUGCAUCCCUACAAUCCGGAAUCAUCGACGAACCGUCGCAGCAGCUCUUAUCCGAACUCGAAAACUACGCCAGCAACAGCAAAAACUUUUAUGAAUCGCAAGUGAAGCCAGAGAAAGUGAAGGUCGAAGACGAGUACAGCACAAUCGUCAGCGCCCAUGAAACAAAGUCGACAGAGACGCGCGCAGCCGCAAACGCCGCAAACCCCACAAUCCCGCACCAACCACAAGUUGCUGCAUCCGGCGCGUCAAUCGUCAACUCACGCGCAGUCAUAACUCCCAUCCUACCGACCCUCGAAUAUACCGAGGAAGAAUUACAACACAUGAUGGCGAUCCACGCGACCGAAGGUCCAGGAGAAGAUGACUUCGAAGUCCUGCGCAUGUUAUGCGAUGAAUAUGACGGGCGCAUGGAAAUUGAUGACCCUGAAACAUUCAAUACCGCGCAGGACAGGAUCAGAAAACAACGCGACGAAGAUAUCAAAAAGGCCAAGGAACUCAGCAAGGCGCGUCAAAAGGUCGAAAAGCACCGCUCGCACAUCGACGAAGCCCCAGACGAAGAGCUCACCGAUGAACAUGAAUCAGAAGAAGCCGAUGAUGAUGACAUAUAUACCGACCACCUUCUUGCCAGCUCUCCGGAUGGCUUGCAAAUCGAAAAGCUCCGUCUCCAGACCGCAGUUGAACACUGGAAGUCACCCUGGCCAAAGCCUGAAGAUCUCCCAUCAAAUCACUGGGCACAAGAAGCGCGCACUUUUGCAACUAACCAAGCAAAGGCGUCGAAUGCUGCUGAGAAGCAUUACUGGGCCAGUCGUAGCAUUCAAGCAGAAUCUUACGCCAAAGGAGAGUUCAAAUCUGCCCGAAUUUCCAACAUUCAUAUUUCGCUUUCUUUGGUCGAUUGGAAGAAGAGCAUUACCACAUCCGAAGAGGAAGCAGCUGCUUUUGCCGAAGAAAUCAGCCAAAUCACACUCACCGAAGAGGACCCAGAGGCAGCCUCGAAAGCAAGACUCGCCGCCUUUCUUUCCCAAUUACCUCCUGAUCUGGACCAAAGUGUCACAGACAUUCUCAACAAGACCAAUCCCCGCCAAGCAAUUGUCAAAUCUCAAGAAGGCAACGACCUGAGUCGCGGAGACUUUGCCACUCUCCUGGAUUCCCCUAACUAUCGCACCGGCGAGCCCGAAGGAUGGCUCAACGACAACAUUGUCAAUGCCUUCUUCACCGCGUUGUGCAAUGGCAUGAAUGACAAAGCCGGUCACACCAAAGGCAAGGUACCCCCUUACACAUCCUAUGCCACUGGCUGGUAUGGCUCUGUUGUACAAAAGGGUGUUACCGCUAUCGAGAGAUGGUCGCGCCGCAAGGGCAUCAAAGGCGACAAGCUCUUGCAGUGUAAGCGCAUAUUCUUCCCAGUCAACCCGGGCAAUCACUGGUCUCUGCUUGUCAUUUGCCCAGACAUUCACACGAUCGAGUACUUGGACAGCCUGGACGGUGGACACUCAGUGAAUCGCAAGAGCGCCAAGUACAUCAAAUUGGGUCGCGAAUGGCUCAAGAUGGAGCUAGGCGACAAAUACGUCGAGGCUGAAUGGAACCCAGUCGACCGUCGCAGCGCCAUCCAGAACAACGGCUCGGACUGUGGCGUAUUCACUUGCCUCAAUGGUUUGACCUCUGCACUUGAGCUCAGUAACCCGGCAGAGGAAUUUGGACCAGAGCAAAUCCCCCACGCUAGACGCGCAAUGGUUUCUAUGCUCAAGCUGGGAGGUUUUAGCCAACACUUUGAGCUCUGA
Aureobasidium subglaciale EXF-2481 is the source of this 2892-nucleotide messenger RNA. RefSeq lists its product as uncharacterized. Gene Ontology annotation, molecular function: deSUMOylase activity. The record is from RefSeq and is a predicted model, not a curated record. Bases 1 to 2892 code for a protein of 963 amino acids. The transcript has 2 exons. Gene Ontology annotation, biological process: protein desumoylation. Gene Ontology annotation, cellular component: nucleus. Lineage: Eukaryota; Fungi; Ascomycota; Dothideomycetes; Dothideales; Saccotheciaceae.